CUACACCAACACACUUGCAUCCGGCUAUUGAGUAACACCAGCAAGCCACAGUGUCAUGUGUGGCUGGUCCAGGCUGAGUACGUUGCACUUACGCCGCCUUCUUCACCGUGUGUGGACUCCAGUAUUGUCACAUAUAUUAUAUGUGGAAUAUCGUGAUCUGUAAAGUUAUUUAUCAAGUGUCUAGUAUGAAAAGAUUUCAAACUUUUGGUAUCCUUUCCUUUUUGAUUUGCAGAAAUUGAUCUGGUCUUCAAGUGCUUGAUGGAGUUGCACGAGUAUAAUUUUGUAAAUCAUGGUAAACAAGUGUGAAGAUAACUUUGAAGAGCGAAUGUGGUGGUGAAGAUAUGGUCUUUGUGUAGCGUUGUUACAUGUGAGUACGAUGAUGACUGACCAGGAACACAAUGAGAGGCCGCUCUUGACUGAGAGUAACACCGACACUACCACCGACACUACCGCCGACACCACAACCACCACCACUUCAUACUGUGGUGGUGUGAGAAGGUUACUAGCCGCCAUCACCCUUGAACCCGCUGUUUUUUUUUACGUCCUUGGGUUAGAUUUAGAUGUUGUCUUCGUCAAGAACUUGUGGGUUGACAAGACAUGCCUCCUUCACUUCAAUUUCAGCGAAGACAUUUGUACAAACCUGCCUAGCGGCAAAUUCCCAGAUGAACAGAACGCCGUUCACCGGCAGGUGACCCGCUACACCUUGUACUGUGCCAUAGUGCAACACGUACCUGCCGUAGUGGUCGUUAUGGUGCUGGGGGCCUGGAGCGACCUCCGCGAUCGCCGCCUGCCCAUCCUCGUGCCUAUGAUGGGUUACUUCCUCAUGGCUCUAGGUCUCUUCGCCAACUCCUACUGGUGGUUCCUGCAACCGGAGAUCCUUUUAUUAUGCUUCGUGCCAGUUGGCCUCACGGGGGCAGUUAUGGCAAUCUACAUGAGUGUUUCAGCUUAUAUUAGUGCUGACUCAGACGAAAAGAUGAGAACUACACGUAUGUCUGUAGUUAUGGUGAUAGUGCCAAUUGCUGCCACACUAGGCAGAGGUCUAGCACUGAUGCUGUUCACACAUAGUGGCUACGUGGCGGUGUUUGGCACACAGUCAAUCCUGUGUGCAGUUGCAAUUGUGUACGUGAUGCUGCGACUUAAGAAACGACCUGAAAGUGUCAGCAUCGAGACAACUCCGCCAGGGGCGUCGGAGGUGCUGGAGGUGCUUAGUCCUGCUCGCUUGAGGAAAACGGUGCAGGUAGCCUGCCGGGGACGUGAAGGGAGUGUGAGACUUAACAUCUUUGGUCACAUCGCAGUCAUCUGGCUUUUUUUGUUUACUGCUGGGUCGGCCCAAUACGACUUCCUCUACACUCGGAAGAAGUUCUCCUGGAACUUCCAGACAUACUCUGUCUGGAGCCUCGUCGACACGCCCCUCGCUGCUACAGGGACACUGGUGGUCCUGCCGGUGUUGAGUUACCGGUGGAAAGUGGGGGACUCCCUUCUCGGCUUCGUUGGAGCCGUCUCUAUGAUCUUCAACUUUGUCCUGCGAGCGACAGCUCCGGAGUCCUGGAUCCUCUACCUAGCGUCGGUGAUGGGCGUGUGUUCCGGCAUGGUGGUGGUGUGCUCCAGGGCAGCCAUUUCCAAGCUGGUCAACAAGGACGAGUUGGGAGCCGUCUUCGCUCUCUCGGGUGCUGGCGAGGCGGUAAUCCCCAUCGUGUCUUCAGCCAUGAUGACGCCCAUCUAUAAUGCCACUCUCGACAUCUUCCCGGGAACUGUGCUCGUCCUGGCCGCCGGCGUCAGCGUCAUCAUCGCCGCCUUAUAUGUGUGGAUGAUGACCUCAAGCUCCAGUACUCGCCGGGAGGUGGUGUCCAGCAGUAUUGAUGACUGACUUGGUGUGAUAAUCAAGGUAGUGUGGUGAGGACGCCCUCGUAGGUCAUCAGAGCUCAUAAACUGUUAAGUGAAUACCGAUUAAGCCGCCAUGGUAGAAUAAGAGAUAGUUAUGUCGUAAGUUGACACUAAAGUGCGCGUGACCUCUGACCAUCGAACUUCGUACUACUUUCCUCGUUUGGAUUAGUUGUUGACGUUCAGAGAAGAGAUGAAACUGAUAUGAUGAAGGCAUCAUACUUGCCCUGAGUGGAGAGGAAUACAAUCUAUAACACGUUUUGUAAACGUGUAAAUUUAUCUCAUGAAGAAAUAUGUCUUGAGCUGACGUCGUUUCAUUAUAACUAUUAUUUCUAAACUGAAACAAGCAAGGUUUUUGUUGACAAUAAACAGUAUUACUAUUU
Procambarus clarkii (red swamp crayfish) is the source of this 2264-nucleotide messenger RNA. Its product is annotated as probable peptidoglycan muropeptide transporter SLC46. Gene Ontology annotation, molecular function: transmembrane transporter activity. The record is from RefSeq and is a predicted model, not a curated record. Lineage: Eukaryota; Metazoa; Arthropoda; Malacostraca; Decapoda; Cambaridae. Gene Ontology annotation, biological process: transmembrane transport. Gene Ontology annotation, cellular component: membrane.